This is a messenger RNA of Aspergillus luchuensis, 312 nucleotides long. RefSeq lists its product as uncharacterized. Lineage: Eukaryota; Fungi; Ascomycota; Eurotiomycetes; Eurotiales; Aspergillaceae. The record is from RefSeq and is a predicted model, not a curated record. The transcript has a single exon. The coding region runs from base 1 to 312 and encodes 103 amino acids.
AUGAUCCUUGCCUGGAGUUGUUUUUGCCCUGUUGCCAGCCCGUCGAGCAGGCUGCAGCAACUUGUGUUGCCCGUAUCACCACGCACCGGGGCUAUCCCCACAUCCAUCCAGGAACCACCCACACUAAAACGACGCCGUCAGUCUAGGCCUUGUGGUGGUCCGAACCUUGACGGAAUUAUGCCCUUUGCAGAAGAGGCUGGCGUGCGAGGCGGGAAUUACGAUGCGCGCCGUACCACUGCUGAUCGGCAAUUGUCCCUGGCCACUUUCACCGGCCACUUUACGCUGUGCUACCUGUCCAGUAUGUAUCCUUGA